Chlorella variabilis is the source of this 459-nucleotide messenger RNA. RefSeq lists its product as hypothetical. The record is from RefSeq and is a predicted model, not a curated record. NCBI's taxonomy places the organism in Eukaryota, Viridiplantae, Chlorophyta, Trebouxiophyceae, Chlorellales, Chlorellaceae. The transcript has 2 exons. Bases 1 to 459 code for a protein of 152 amino acids.
AUGCCAGCACACUUGCAGGCCACCCGCUCUCGAGUGGCGGCGGCUCAGGUGAAGAACCGCCAGCGGAUCGCAGCGCAGCGCAGGCCAAAGGGCGAGCCCAAGGACUUUGCUGUGGGCGAUGACGUGCUGCUGCUGCCGCCGAAGCGCGGCAAAGUGGGCAAGCAGCUGGGCCGCAACCGCAUCGUGUGCCGCGUGGUGGAGAUCAAGCGGCCCUUUGGCGUGACCAUGUACCGGCUGCGGAGCGGAGCUGGAGUGGUGGAGGGUAUGCAUCAGGCCAGCAGGCUAUCUAAGGCGCCACCCAGCCUGGCCAGCGAGCUGACCUUCAGCGGCACGGCGCAGCGAGGAGUGCCUGUGGUGUCUCUCAAUGUGGCGAUGGCGGCGCAGCCCGGCGGCGGCAAGGCAGCCCUGCAAGAAGAAUGGUGCGCGGUGUGGGCGGCACUGUGGCUGUAUAACCGGUAA